Paramecium octaurelia is the source of this 2145-nucleotide messenger RNA. The record is from the annotation of a GenBank genome assembly. Lineage: Eukaryota; Ciliophora; Oligohymenophorea; Peniculida; Parameciidae.
AUGUAAGUAUUGGAAUUUCACAUUUAUGAAACGUAAUGGAUGUUACGUAAAGGGAAGUAUAAAUGCUUUGUCAACAUCUCUGAGAAACACCUCACUCAUCAUUAUCAAUAGAGCGAACUGCCUGGAAUCCAACUGCAAAUGUAAUUGAUACGUCGAUUGCUGUAUUGUCGAUUGAAAAUUAUGCGUAAACAUUUUCUCAAGUUCAAUUCGAAACAGGGCCGGAUCCUCACUUAACUGGAUCAAUGCAUGCAACUAUGCCAUACCAUGCAGAAUUACAUCGCCAAAUGCCAAGAUGUACUUACUGAGCAUCAAAAUCCAUCCAACCGCAAGAGUAAGUACAAGUUGCUGGGUGAUAUGCAAUCUCCCAGAGGCAACUCCAAACUCAAACAGUUCUUAAUUGAAUUUGAACAUGAACCAUGGGACAAGAAGUCUCUUCUCUGGUUGAGAUAUCAUGAGCAAGAACUUUUCACUUCCAUCCAAUAGAUCUUAAUGUUCAACUAUUUGUACUUCAAAAUGACCAAUCUCAAAGAAGCCAGCCGCUUUUUGCACAAAUUGAUACAACUGAAAUUUGUGAAAACUCAAAAAUCAGUUACUCUUUAUCAAGAAGCCCUCACUCUCCUUCACUCUGCUUACUUUGAGAACUCUUACGUUUUUCAAAAUCAAUUCUUCGACCCCAUCUCCGAAAUGCUCAUUGAUUCUUUGCGCGACUAUUACAGACCCAAUUCCAAUUAGAAGAAAUGCAAGCGACAAAUGAAACAUUAUGCUUAGUUAUUGAUCAUCAAUUUGGAUUUGCAAAGUAAAUCACUCGAAUACAAGGACAAAUACGACGAAUCCGCUUUGAUGAUCUCCAUGGCCAAUUACUUAUGUCAACACAUCUUGACCUUUGUUGGCAAACAAGACGAAUUAAUCAAUUACAUUAAAUAUGAAUACGAAUACAAACAUGAAAAAUAUGAGCAAAUCAUCCUUGAGCAAUAGGAUCUUAAUCAAUUUGUUUCAUUCUUAUAUGGAUUCGAAAAAAAACACCACUUUGAAUCAAAACCACAGUUCCCCCAUCAAAGCAAAUAUGACAUCAACAAUAAGAAUGUGUACAUCCUCCAUCAUGCAAGGGCCAAAAGUGAUUUCAAACCCAUGAAGGAUCUUUCCAAAGAACCUACGAGAGAUGGGAGUUUGUUUAUGCCCAACACUCCCUCGUGUAGUAAGGACAACACACAGAGACAAAUCUCCAAACCUCACAAGCAGAAAAGAAAGAAACUCUAAGAAAACCAGAGCUACUUAAGCAAAUUGAUUUAUCUAAGGAGUCUAUCCGAUUAUAAACUAAGUUAAAUGAACGUGGAGACAGAUCUUCAGAAACAUCUCAGAGGCUUGGAGGAAACUCUACAUAAACUUGAACAUCCCAAUCAAAUUAAAUCGAUCGACCAGGUUUUUAAUCAAAAAAUAGAAUCUAUCACUUUUGAAAAAUGCCUAACUCUCGAUCAAGUCAAGGAAACUGCCAAGAAGAUCAUUGCUGCUGAAUGGGAAGUUCACAAAGAGAUGCCUGUUACUAAAAGUCUGAUGAAAUCGAUUUCAGUCUCAGACAUUUAAUUGGAGAGGUUGUAACAACAAUACAGCAAGUUGCAAGAAUACAUAGAACUCCAGAAAAUUGAUUAUCAUAAUACACAGAAGGAUCAGGCUCAAUUGAUCAUGAAGGAGAAUCAGGAUAUGAAGAAGCUAUAAUUAAAUCAACAAAAGUAUUAGAUGAAACUGAGACAUCAGAAGGUCUAACAAUAGUUGUCCAUACCCAAGAAGUUAUUGAAUCUGUAGACUGAUGAAGCAGGCCUGUCUCCAAAGUUCAUCAAACGCAACACCUUAAUGUUGAAUACUUACAAUGCCACCAUCUUUGACAGAAUGGAUCCUGUCUUGAGACAGAACAAAGAGUAUCAAGCUGCACAAAAGCACUUAAUGGAUAUGAUGGUAUCCAAUCUCGAAUAAAGGGAUGAAUUAAAUUCUAAGAAAUUAAAUUCCUUUAUUAGUGUCAACAGUCUACCCAAAUCGACUUCAAGACUCCCUUCACCUAAAAAUCUGGAUGUCUCCUCAUAGCGAUCUGAUCACAAAAAGUCUUUCGCCUUUUCAAAUAACUCGACAAGACUUGAGAUAACCAAAUUUUGA